GGUCUAUCCCGCUUUUUAAAACACUAAAGAGAAACCGUUCUGGUUCCCCGACGUUUCCUCAUAUUCUCUGUGGCGUGUUGUUCGCGAGAGCACUGAAUUAGCUGGAGCCUGAUCUGCGUCGACGAGCCCUCUCCCCUUGGAGAAUUGAAAAAUAAAGUUUCCAGCUUUAAACCAUUCUUGUGCCAUCAUCCACUGAGUAACUGCACAACCUUUGUGCAGCAAUGUCCCAGAAGAACCCCUCUGACGGUGCUCAUAAAGGCUUUGCUGUGGGACGGGGGCUCCUGGCUGCUGCCGAGACCCUUAAUUUCAGCAUGAAUGAUCCUCGCCCCCUCUAUGGCACCCCUUCCCAGCCCUCUUACGGCAUGUCCUCAGCUCUGGGCAGUGGGGACGGCAAGAACUCCCAGAUGCCCCCUCAUGGUGGCGGCCAUGUUUCCAACACUAUGAAAAUCUUUGACAGCCUGGGACUCUCUCCCACUGACAUAGAUGCACUGGCACAAAUGCCUGAAGAAAAUAUCAGUAUAGACACCUUGCCGCAACUUAUCAUGCAGCUGAAGAACCGCAAGUUGGAGGCGAGCCGGCGCAUGGGCGGCAGCUCCAGGGACCUGCCCCCAAUCUCUCCAGAGCACUCAUACAGAGCAUCUCGUGACAACUGGGAGGAUAUCCCGGCUGGCCGCAUGGGCACUUCUGGUGGGCAAGUCUCAGCCCGUGGCCCCCAAAUGGAUUAUGGCUAUGGUUCCAUGCAGGGGGGCCCCUCUCGGGGCUACAAACGUAUAGACUAUGGUGAGAACAGCAGUGGCGGGAUGAGCAGAGACCGCCAAUAUUCAGAGCUUUCCCGUGAUCGCUACGGUGGCCUUGGGAUGGGUCCCUCCCCAGCAUCUGACAGUGGCUUUCUGCAGAAAAGAAUGGGCUCUCCCUCCCAAGGCAAAGUGCAGGACUUCUUGGGAGUCAUGCCCGACAUGUUCCCACACGUGUGCUCUCUUUGUGAUUUUGAUGUCCAUUCAAUGAUGGAGUGGAACCAGCACAUUAAUGGAUUGCGCCAUGCAGAAAAUCGCAGACAGCUCUUGCAGAUGUAUCCAGAUUGGGAUCCUCACAUGGAAUCAAAUAGAGGGUCAGGGCUGCAUGCAAUGGAUAGCACUAACCGAUCUGAUGGAAUCCUGGGCCCUGCACCCAUGGGGCUACAAAGAGGAGGGAUGAACUCCAACUGGGGUUCCGGAAUGUCAAACCAAAAACAGCCGCUUUUAACAACACCGAAGAUGAGAACUAGAGUUGUGGUGGCAGAAAAUGAAGGGAAACCUAUAAUAUUGAACAAAUUACUGUCACUGGCCCAGCCAUUUGGAACCGUCUGUCAGCAUCUGGUGCGCAUCAACAAGGCAUACUUGGAAAUGCAAAGUCAUGAAGAGGCAACUGCAAUGGUGAAUUGCUACCAGCAGAAGCCGCCAGUGAUGCACGGAAAACCAGUCUGUAUCUCUUUAUCAUGGGAACGUUUCCCUUUUGAGAAAGGCAACACAGAUGGUGGCACACAGAGUCGGGUGGUUUUCUUCUCCAACCUGCCAAGAGAGCGAGAGAAGAAAUGGGAGCUGCUGACUGUAGCUCGACGUUUUGGAACUGUGGAGAAAUACCUGUUUUUAAAUGAACAAGCUUUCGUGCAGCUUGGAACUCCAGAGGAUGCUGAGAUGAUGGUGAAGUAUUACACUCUGCAUCCUCUCACUAUCAAGGGCAGAAGCAUUCGGCUAAACAUCUGUGAAAAGUAUAAGACUUUAAUAGUGAAUCCCAUCAGACACGGUUCAGAGAGAGAGGACACAAACAGAAAGAGUAGCAGCACUGGCAGGAAAGGAUCUCCAAAAAAACAGAGGUCUGACUCCACCAGUGAGAGGAGCUCCAAAAGCAAGACAGAGAGUGCUAAGAAACAGGAGGAGCAGGAGCACAGCGCUGGGCUCGGGGAAGGCCCCGGAGAAGAGAUAUCUGGUGUGAUUGAAGCUGAUGAAGGGGGCGGUGAAGAAGCUGCUGAAAUACAAGAAGCAGAACAGGCCGAGAUCCCAGAUGAGCCCAUUAUGGAACAAGAAGAGUCGUCAGCCCAACAAGAGGAGCCAGUUCCUGAUCUAGAUGAGACUCGACACACUGUGGAAGAGACCUGUGAAGUUCCACCGACAGCGGGGUCUAAGGAUGCCAUAGCAGAGGAGCCCCUAUCAGAGGCUAAGGCUGCACAGACUGAAGCUGAAAUUCUUCCAGAUGAGGGGAGAACAACAGAGCCAACUGAAAGCACAGAGAUGCCAGAGGAGGACGAGGAAAUGCCAACGGAGCAGGAUUUCCCAGAGAACAUGGACGAUUUUGUGACUUUGGAUGAGGUAGCAGAAGAAGAAGAUGCCGAUGGACUGGAUCCUCACUCAAAAUCGGGGGAUGAGAACUCAGAGAGCUCAGGCAGAAAUGAGGGACUAAAGGUUGUCAGAGUUGUGGGACUUAAGCGAGGCUACAACUUCCUUGAUGAAAUUCUGGUUCUUGCCAAGCCUUUUGGAAAAGUAAUUCGAUAUCUGGUUCUUGACACAAGACCUGAGGCAUUUUUGGAAUUAUCGUCUGAAGAGGAGGCAAGAGCUAUGGUGGCCUUCUACAGUUCCAAUGUUACCCCAACAGUGUGUGGAAGACCUGUGAAAGUAUACCACUCACAGACUCAUUCGUCAAUCCAUAGUGGACGCGUUAUCUAUGUUGGCCACAUUCCUUUGGUAAAAACCUCAGAUGCCUCCCUCCUCAAGAUUGCUGAACCUUUUGGAAAAGUGAGGCGUUAUUUCCUCAAUAGACCUCGCUGUGAGUGCUUCAUUGAAAUGGAAAAAGGGCAAGAUGCUGAGAGAAUGGCUAAUGCCUACAAGGAGAAUCCACCAAAGUUUCAUGGCCAGCGACUGACUGUAUAUGUGAGCCGAAAAUAUAAACAAUUGAGGAAUGGGCUCAGACCACCCCCUCCAGAGCGUGAGAAGGAGAGGCCAACCAAGAGGGAGCACAGUGGUUCUGGUGAAGACUCUCCAGCCAAAAACAAGUCCAAGAAGGAGGAAGAGCCCCCAGUAAAGAAGAUCUGCCUCAGGGAAGAGAAGACUGCUCCCGCAGAGUCCAGCAGCAGCAUCAAUGAGGAGGAGAAGGCUGGCACAGAGGAACCCAGCAGCAAUGGGGAGCAGCAGCAGGAAGAAGAAAAGGGUGCCUCUGAGACACCUUGUGAACAAGAAGAGUUGGCGUCAGAGACGAUAAAUGAAGAUGUGAAUAUUAGCCUGCUCUCUGACAGCGUGGACACUCAGGAGAAGGACGCAGAAGGGGAUUGCGGAAGCAAAGCGGCAGGAGCGCCCUCCUGCAGUGGAGCGAGUGAGAAGAGCUGUGAGAGUGAGGAGACACCCAGCACCAAGCCACGGGCAGAGAAGAAACCACUUCCUCUGGGACCGUACGAACCCAACAACCCUGUGGGUGUGGAGUAUGUGAAAAUGGGUUACUACUGCAGAGUAUGCUUCCUGUUCUACUCUAAUGAAGAAACUGCAAAAAAGGUUCACUGCAGCAGCCAGUCUCACUAUCAAAAAUUAAAGAAACACUUGGAAAAAGAGAUGGGGAAAGAAAAAGAGAAACCAAAAGCUCACUCAGCAAUGUCCCAGAAGAACCCCUCUGACGGUGCUCAUAAAGGCUUUGCUGUGGGACGGGGGCUCCUGGCUGCUGCCGAGACCCUGCAUUUCAGCAUGAAUGAUCCUCGCCCCCUCUAUGGCACCCCUUCCCAGCCCUCUUACGGCAGGAACUCCCAGAUGCCCCCUCAUGGUGGCGGCCAUGUUUCCAACACUAUGAAACUCUUUGGCAGCCUGGGACUCUCUCCCACUGACAUAAAUGCACUGGCACAAAUGCCUGAAGAAAAUAUCAGUAUAGACACCUUGCCGCAACUUAUCAUGCAGCUGAAGAACCGCAAGUUGGAGGCGAGCCGGCGCAUGGGCGGCAGCUCCAGGUACCUGCCCCCAAUCUCUCCAGAGCACUCAUACAGAGCAUCUCGUGACAACUGGGAGGAUAUCCCGGCUUCUAGUGGGCAGGUCUCAGCCCGUGGCCCCCAUAUGGACUAUGGCUAUGGUUCCAUGCAGGGGGGCCCCUCUCGGGCCUACAAACGUAUAGACUAUGGUGAGAACAGCAGUGGUGGGAUGAGCAGAGACCGCCAAUAUUCAGAGCUUUCCUGUGAUAGUUAUGGUGGCCUUGGGAUGGGUCCCUCCCCAGCAUCUGACAGUGGCUUUCUGCAGAAAAGAAUGGGCUCUCCCUCCCAAGGCAAAGUGCAGGACUUCUUGGGAGUCAUGCCAGACAUGUUCCCACAUGUGUGCUCUCUUUGUGAUUUUGAUGUCCAUUCAAUGAUGGAGUGGAACCAGCACAUUAAUGGAUUGCGCCAUGCGGAAAAAUGCAGGCAGCUCUUGCAGAUGUAUCCAGAUUGGGAUCCUCGCUUGGGAUCAAACAGAGGGUCAGGGCCACUUGCACUGGAUAGCGCUAACCGAUCCGAUGGAAUCCUGGGCCCUGCACCUAUGGGGCUACAAAGAGGAGGGAUGAACUCCAACUGGGGUUCCGGAAUGUCAAACCAAAAACAGCCACUUUUAACAAUUUCGAAGAUCAGAACUGGAGUUGUGGUGGCAGAAAAUAAAGGGAAACCUAUAAUAUUGAAGAAAUUACUGUCACUGGCCCAGCCGUUUGGAAUUGUCUGUCAGCAUCUGGUGCGCAUCAACAAGGCAUACUUGGAAAUGCAAAGUCAUGAAGAGGCAACUGCAAUGGUGAAUUGCUACCAGCAGAAGCCGCCAGUGAUGCACGGAAAACCAGUCUCUUUUUCUUUAUCAUGGGCACAAUUCCCCUUUGAGAAAGGCAACACAGAUGGUGGCACACAGAGUCAGGUGGUUUUCUUCUCCAACCUGCCAAGAGAGCGAGAGAAGAAAUCAGAGCUGCUGACUGUAGCUCGGCGUUUUGGAACUGUGGAGAAAUACCUGUUUUUAAAAGAACAAGCUUUUGUUCAGCUUGGAACUCCAGAGGAUGCUGAGAUGAUGGUGAAGUAUUACACUCUGCAUCCUCUCACUAUCAAGGGCAGAAUCAUCCGGCUAAACAUCUGUGAAAAGUAUAAGACUUUAAUAGUGAGUCCCACCAGACACGGUUCAGAGAGUGAGGACACAAACAGAAAGAGUAGCGGCACUGGCAGGAAAGGAUCUCCAAAAAAACAGAGAACCGACUCCACCAGCAAGAGGAGCAAGACAGAGAGUGCUAAGAAACAGGAGGAGCAGGAGCACAGCGCUGGGCUCGGGGAAGGCCCCGGAGAAGAGAUAUCUGGUGUGAUUGAAGCUGAUGAAGGGGGCUGUGAAGAAGCUGCUGAAACACAAGAAGCAGAACAGGCCGAGAUCCCAGAUGAGCCCAUUAUGGAACAAGAAGAGUCGUCAACCCAACAAGAGGAGCCAUUUCCUGAUCUAGAUGAGACCCGACACACUGUGGAAGAGACCUGUGAAGUUCCACUGACAGCGGGGUCUAAGGAUGCCAUAGCAGAGGAGCCCCUAUCAGAGGCUAAGGCUGCACAGGCUGAAGCUGAAAUUCAUCCAGAUGAGGGGAGAACAACAGAGCUAACUGAAAGCACAGAGAUGCCAGAGGAGGACCUGGAAAUGCCGACAGAGCAGGAUUUCCCAGAGAACAUGGACAAUUUUGUGACUUUGGAUGAGGUAGCAGAAGAAGGACUGGAUCCUCACUCAAAAUCGGGGGAUGAGAACUCAGAGAGCUCAGGCAGAAAUGAGGAACUGAAGGUUGUCAAAGUUGUGGGACUUAAGCAAGGCUACAACUUCCUUGAUGAAAUCCUGGUCCUUGCCAAACCUUUUGGAAGAGUGGUUAGAUAUCUGGUUCUUGACACAAGACCUGAGGCAUUUUUGGAAUUUUCUUCUGAAGUGGAGGCAAGAGCUAUGGUGGCCUUCUACAGUUCCAGUGUUACCCCAACAGUGUGUGGGAGUCCUGUGAAAGUAUACCACUCACAGACUCAUUCAUCAAUCCAUGUAUGUUCAGAAGUCCUAACACUAAUAAUUACCCAUUUGAUGAAUGCUAUUUUUUCCUAUUCCAGUUUGCAAAGUUUUUUUAUUUGCUGCAAUUGUUAUUUUCAGAGCGGACGGGUUAUCUAUGUUGGCCACAUUCCUUUGGUGAAAACCUCAGAUACCUCCCUCCUGAAGAUUGCUGAACCUUUUGGAAAAGUGAAACGUUAUUUUUUCAAUCGACCUCGCUGUGAGUGCUUCAUUGAAAUGGAAAGAGGGCAAGAUGCUGAGAGAAUGGCUAAUGCCUACAAGGAGAAUCCACCAAAGUUCCAUGGCCAGCGACUGACUGUAUAUGUGAACCGAAAAUAUAAACAACUGAAGAAUGGGCUCAGACCACCCCCUCCAGAGCCUGAGGAGGAGAGGCCAAACAAGAGGGAGCGCAGUGGUGCUGGUGAAGACUCUCCAGCCAAAAACAAGUCCAAGAAGGAGGAAGAGCCCCCAGUAAAGAAGAUCUGCCUCAGGGAAGAGAAGACUGCUCCCGCAGAGUCCAGCAGCAGCAUCAAUGAGGAGGAGAAGGCUGGCACAGAGGAACCCAGCAGCAAUGGGGGGCAGCAGCAAGAAGAAAAGGGUGCUUCUGAGACGCAAGAAGAGUUAGCAGCAAAGACGGAAAAUGAAGACAUGAAUAUUAACCUGCCCUCCAACUACGUGAACACCCAGGAGCAGGACAGAGAAGGGGACUGCGGAAGCAAACCAGCAGGAGCGCCCUCCUGCAGUGGAGCGAGUGAGAAGAGCUGUGAGAGUGAGGAGACACCCAGCACCAAGCCACGGGCAGAGAAGAAACCACUUCCUCUGGGGCCGUACGAACCCAACAACCCUGUGGGUGUGGAGUAUGUGAAAAUGGGUUACUACUGCAGAGUAUGCUUCCUGUUCUACUCUAAUGAAGAAACUGCGAAAAAGGUUCACUGCAGCAGCCAGUCUCACUAUCAAAAAUUUAAGGAACACUUGGAAAAAUAGAAGGGGAAAGAAAAAGAAACCAGAAGCUCAGUGGAAAAUGGGAAACCAAGCAUUUUUAUUUAAGGAGCAUUUUCAUUAAAUACAAGAUUUUGUUAACAGUGAAUCAUGACAUGUUCUCUUUGUUUUAACACUGUGUUCUUCCCAGCUCUACAUGAAACUCUUAAUGCUGUUGCAUUUAGUUUUCAGUAGUCAUUCCAAUUCAUGUAGGUAAUCGUAGAUAAAUUUCAAGUGUGGUCUUUUAGACAAAUCAUAUAGAUGCUUAGACUAUAAGUACCAUUUUGAAAGGCUUGAUUUCUUUUACCAUUGUUUCUCUUCUUUUUAAGUAGGUUCAAGCCCUUACUGCUACCUUCUACUACAUUUGACCACAUAAAGGAACAUUCUUUUGCUUGUUUUUCUUAAAGGUUUUGGUGCAUGACUGCAUUAUUCACACAGUGCUAGAGUUUUCUGACCAGUGUCUUUUGGUGGGGAAAGGUAUUAAAUACUAGCUCUGACACCAUUUGCAA
Conger conger (European conger) is the source of this 7498-nucleotide messenger RNA. RefSeq lists its product as uncharacterized. Gene Ontology annotation, molecular function: zinc ion binding; RNA binding. Gene Ontology annotation, cellular component: nucleus. The transcript has 42 exons. The record is from RefSeq and is a predicted model, not a curated record. NCBI's taxonomy places the organism in Eukaryota, Metazoa, Chordata, Actinopteri, Anguilliformes, Congridae. Bases 222 to 6995 code for a protein of 2257 amino acids.